UUUUGUGCGGGAGGCGGCGGGCGGCCCGGCAGCAGCGGUUCGUGAGGCGGGGGGGGCCGGUGCCGGACUCCGCCUGCGGAGUCUCCUGUCGGGCGGAAAAGGCCCGGGCUGCCUUGUUCUCCCGUGGGGUGGGUACCGCUUGCCGGACAGUAGGGUUGGGAGAGGGUGUGGUGCUGCCCGGGGUCCUUUGCAGGCCCCUCCCUAGCAGCGCGUCCGUCAGCCCGUUCACUCGAGUGAGCGCUCCCCUCACCUGAGAGGCUGCUGAGCUUGCAGACAGUGUAUGAAGCAUGUUUUUACCACGAUCUGUUAAAGUCAAGAGGACUGCUGAUGGGGACAAAAGUUGUACAGCUAAGAAAAAUAAACUGUCUUCUGAAGGAUCUUUGCUAGAGGAGACCACAGAAUUCCAGGACUGUAAGUCAGUUAGAACAGAAACUUCUGCUUCAACAGACAGUUCAAGUGAAAUUGUAAAAGAACAAACAGAACUGGCAGCUGCAGACCUUGGUGUUGCUCAUAUACCAUUGAGAAAGGACAGCCAAAAUACUGAGGAUGAUGGCUCUUUGGAAGAACCGAUAAAAUCCUUCAGCAAAUCCCAGCGCUGGGCAGAGCCUGGAGAACCUGUGUGUGUUGUGUGUGGCCGCUAUGGGGAGUAUAUCUGCGAUAAAACAGAUGAAGAUGUUUGUAGUUUGGAAUGUAAAGCCAAACACCUUCUACAAGCUCAAACAAAGGAAAAGCAGCUAACAUCUGAUCAACCCACAGAUUCUCAAGCAGAAGCUCACCUGCUUAAUAUACCUUACUUCUACAAAGAUCAUUCCUUUAUUUUAGGUUUGCAAGAUGAGCAGGUUGAGAACCUUAAACUCCAGCUAGGUAUUGCUGUCCAGGGCCAGCAAGUUCCAAGACCUAUUGUAGAGUUUGAACACUGUGGUUUUCCUGAAGCUUUAAACAAUAAUUUAAAGAACUCUGGCUAUGAAGUCCCAACUCCCAUCCAAAUGCAAAUGAUCCCUGUUGGACUAUUAGGGAGGGAUAUUCUGGCUAGUGCUGACACGGGCUCUGGAAAAACUGCAGCUUUCCUGCUUCCUGUUAUUAUGAAGGUUUUGAAAGAGAUAGAAACUCCAUCUGCCCUUAUUUUGGCACCAACGAGAGAGUUGGCAAUUCAGAUCGAGAGGCAAGCGAAGGAGCUGAUGGCUGGGUUACCCAACAUGAGGACAGUUCUGUUGGUGGGGGGUUUGCCUCUGCCCCCGCAGCUGCACCGGCUCAAGCAGAGUGUGAAGGUGAUAAUAGCAACACCUGGAAGACUUCUUGAGAUUUUAAAGCAAAGUUCUGUUCAACUGCAUGGCAUAAGAAUUGUAGUGGUGGAUGAAGUGGACACCAUGCUAAAAAUGGGUUUCCAGCAGCAAGUAUUGGAUAUUUUGGAAGACAUCUCUCAUGAUCAUCAAACCAUACUGGUGUCAGCCACGAUUCCAGUGGGCAUUGAGCACUUGGCAAAUGAGCUUCUGCACAGUUUUGUCAGAAUAACAAUUGGAGAGAAGAAUCUGCCAUGUUCUAAUGUUCGGCAAAUUAUCUUGUGGGUAGAAGAACCAUCUAAAAAGAAAAAACUGUUUGAAAUACUAAAUGAUAAGAAGCUCUUCAAGCCUCCAGUGUUGGUGUUUGUGGACUGUAAACUAGGAGCAGAUCUUCUGAGUGAUGCUGUUCAUAAGAUUACGGGAUUACAGUGUGCAGCUAUGCACUCUGAAAAGUCUCAGAUGGAAAGAACAGACAUAUUACAGGGAUUACUUCAAGAGAAGUAUGAAGUUAUAGUAAGUACUGGAGUCCUUGGACGAGGGCUUGACCUUGUCAAUGUCAAACUGGUGGUGAAUUUUGAUAUGCCUUCAAGUAUGGAUGAAUAUGUACACCAGGUGAUUACAGAGGAGACAGAGCCAGACUGUCCUUGAAGAUGCCCAGGGAAAGGACAAGAGCCAGCAGUUGUAACCUCCUGCAAGGGAAAUUGUGGCCUCAUAGCAGGGAGAAAGGAUUUACACAGCAAGAGGGGUCAGGCAGUGGAAGAGGCCAGAGGGAUGAUGGGAUUUUUGUGCUUCAAACUCUUGAAACAAGGCCUUGAGGGAACUGAUCUGACUUUGAAGUAAACCUUGUUCUGAUCAGAUGAGGAGCACCUCUGGAAGUUAUCCACUGUAAUGGACUCCUCAAGUACCCUGUGUUAUUAACUGCAGCAUUCCCCUCUGUUUUUAAUUAUCUUUCUGCUAAAAUUUCAAGCAUGUUUUAAGUAGAUAAAAAUGGUCUUCCCUAGCAUCAAAAUGAUACCAAUAUUAACAUGUUAGGUGUUCCUAAAUAGAGAGUCUUUGUAGAUUCUUUUCUAAUUUGUUCAAGCAGCUUAGAUAAUACUGGUAAAUAAUUUAAAUUUACUAGAACACUGAAAGUAAAGGGCAUUUCUAUGGCCAUGCUGGCACAUAUUGUGCUUGAUAUGAAGUAUAAGCAUUUGGCAUCUCUACAGUAUUUUUUGAGCCCUUUUGUUUGGAUCAGAUUUACUGUAAGCCUUUGCCCAUACUCUGUACCUCAUACCUCAGUAUCAAUAUUGGAUUUCUGGUAUGUCACAUAAACAAGUCAUAACUUUAACUGCAUUUCAGUUACAGCUUCAGAUCUACAUAUCCUGAAUUCAGGAAGUUUAUUGUAAGUACCUUUGUGCUUAGAGGAUGGGAGAGAUUUGGCCCUGUCACUUAGGUUUAUUUGCUGUUUCAUAACAAAAAAAUAAACUGCUAAGACUAUUUGAAGGACUUCCAUUUAAUAUUGUUAACUU
Pseudopodoces humilis (Tibetan ground-tit) is the source of this 2788-nucleotide messenger RNA. The record is from RefSeq and is a predicted model, not a curated record. NCBI's taxonomy places the organism in Eukaryota, Metazoa, Chordata, Aves, Passeriformes, Paridae.